AUGCUUCCUAGUUAUCUCUCGGUUCACAAUCAAACCGCCACAGUCCUUCCAUUCUUCCAUUUCUCAGAAAACGGAAGCAGAAACGUAGCAAUGUCGACGAACUCAACCGCACCCGAUACGGCCGACUCAGGCCCCAGCUCUAACCCCCUCUCUAAACCCUCAAUGUAUCUCCAAGAUCCGGAUGAACUGCAGAGAGUCUUUAAACGCUUCGACACCAACGGCGAUGGCAAGAUCUCAAUCAACGAGUUGGACGACGUUCUCAGGACCCUCGGAUCUGGUGUGCCGCCGGAGGAGCUCCAACGCGUCAUGGAUGACCUUGACAUCGAUCAUGACGGAUUCAUUGACUUCAGAGAGUUCUCCCAGUUUUGUCGCUCCGGCACCGAGGACGGUGGUGCCUCCGAGCUUCGCGAUGCCUUUAACCUCUACGAUCAUGAUAAGAAUGGUCUAAUCUCCGCUUCCGAGCUCCACAUGGUGUUGAAUCGAUUGGGAUUAAGGUGCACCGUCGACGAAUGUCGCGUCAUGAUCAAGUCGGUUGACUCCGAUGGCGACGGCAACGUCAACUUCGGGGAGUUCAAAACGAUGAUGACCAACAAACCUAGGAAUGGCUCCUUCCAGUAGAGGAGUCAUUUGCGUUUUCAAUUUACAUUUCCUUCUAGUUUUAGGCACCACAGUUUAUAACCAUCACCCGAUCCAAAAUCUGCAUCUCGGCUGCCGUGGUAGUAUGUUCUCUCUUACCUGACUUCUUUUAAUUUCUAGGUCUUUGUGAUUACUUGGCUUUUAGUUUCGAUUAUGCGAAUAGUUCUAUGAUCGAAUGGCCGAAUGCUGAGCGGAACCUUUGCAUAGACCAAACGAAAACGUCAAUCGGGUGCUUCUUACGUUUCGAUUUGUUAAUCGUGUCAUUUCGGUGAUAAAUGAUUUAGUAUUUGCUUUGUGACUUGUGAUCCCUAUUUAUCCUUCGAAUUUUAUUUUCUCAACAACGAUUAAAGAACUUACAAUUGUUCUUAUUGUGGGAUUUCCCAGCUUUUAAAGACUUUUUUGCCCUGUCCAUUCUUGUUGCCUUUGAGCUGAGAGGGGCAUGAUUCAAAAUUCAAAUGAGGACUUUCUUAUUUUAAGAAUUUUGCAUUCCUGGGAAAGAAUUUGGCAGGUGAGCAGUUGAAGCGGUAUGGAAUGAUUAAAUGAGAGCCUUCUUUCUUAGAAAUGUAUGCAUUUAUUGUGGGAAACUAUCUCACAUGCGGGUCGUUGAAGAGGCGUGGAAAAGUCUUGGUCAACUUGCUUUCUGAAAAGGGGAUGCCAUGUACAUGUGCCCAGCCACCGGCCUGUGCAUUUGCAAAUUCCAAGUUUGCGAUAAUUUAACUAGUUAUAUACUCGUUGUCUUUGGUAUUUCAAGUUUCAGAAUAUCUUUUUCCUUUUAAAGAAAAAAGUUGUUUGAUAUGGCAUGCGUUUUUUCUCUAAAUUUUAAAGCAACAUUUAAAAUUAGUUUUCCUAUUUUGAUUUUGGAAUAAAAUAAUAUUAUAUUAAAGUAUUGGUAGCAAUUUUCAUAAGAAAAUGUAUUGGUAGCAGCAAAUGAGCGACAUAUUUGGUAAAGUAUAUAAUUAUUUUUACAUAUUUAUUAAGAAAAAAUAUCUUAGAAAGGUGUUUACAUAUCUCAAAUUCUUAUUUGAGCCAUUAAAUUUGUAAAACUUCUAACAAGAUGAUAUGACUCAAAAAAUUUUUUUAAAAAUUUUAUAAAAUGAUAUCAGCAUGUUUUAUUUUAUUAAUUAACAUAUUUUAAUUCUAAAUUAACAAUUUUUUUUAUCUCUAUAGCAUAUUUGUGCAAGUCUUUGAUGAAUAAAAUUUGAUGAUAAAACAACCUUAAAAUUUAAUAAGUUUAAGGAAAAAUUGCAAAAAAAAAUCGUUGAAAUAGAAAAAUUAUAAAUAGAAACCUGUUACAACAUUAGUUUAUGUUUUGAUAACAAUAAUAUGGAUUUUGAUAACAAUUUUUGUGAACAGGCUCUUGUAUGCAAUUUUUUACUUUGAGCUGUCUUUUUUUUGUGAUUUUUCCUAAAUUUAAUUAGGCAAUCAAUAGGUUUUAAUUUUAAAUUCAAAAUUUUUUUGUUCCCAUAAAACACUUGUAAUACUAUUCUAAGUAAAAUUUGAUCACAAUAACCUUAAAAAUUAACAUGUUUCAUUACAUAGCCUUAAAAAUUAACAUGUUCCAUUACAUAGUUAAACACGAUUCAAUUUUAAAUUAAGAAAUUUUUGUCUCCAUGACACUUGUAACGAAUCUUUGAAUAAAACUUUAUCAUAAUAUACAAUCUUAAAACAUAACAUGUUUCAUUUCGUAAUUAACACAUUUUAAUUCUAAAGUAACAAUUUUUUUGUCAAGAUGAAACUAUUAGGAUUAAGGAUUAUUAUAAAAGCUAAUUUACUAUUGUUUCUUUGAUCGAUUUUCAAACUUUGUAAUGGUAGAAAUGAAGUUUUUCUCUAUCAGACUUCUUAAGCAAUGCGAGAAUGAUAAAAAAUCCUUAUCUCUCUAGCUUUUUAACAAAAAAAAACAUUAGAGUCAUUUCAUAAAAUUUUAAAAAAUUUUUUGAGUCAUGUGAUAUGAUUAGGGCUUUUACAAAUUCAGUGACUCAAAUAAGGAAUUGGGUUAUUUAAUUAUCUUUUAAAGAAUUUUUCCCAUUUAUUACAUUUCUUAAUAAUGAAACCGGAGCAUAAGAUUUGGAUUGAUUAUAGGGACAAGUAACUGGGGUUCUAUAUCCUUACCCGCGGAGGAUGCUCGGGGGGAUUCGCAAAGACCUUGAAUUUCGUUUACUCUAAUUAAGGAUCGGAAUCAUCGGACGCUAGGACAUACGUCAAAUAUAAGUUGCCUACGGUGAUUUUCAGGUGAAAUUAUAGAAAUGAUAUGGAAUGAUGGGCCCCAUUUUUUGUCCUCCAUUUUUUAUAAUCACGUCUCAUUCUUCGUUUCGCUUAAAGUUACUUUAAAAAAAUUCAUAUGCGGCAUGUAUAGUUACGGGUUGUGAUCAUUAGGUGACAAUAAUAGCAAUGUCGAGCAAAAUUUUUGGUU
This is a messenger RNA of Neltuma alba, 3046 nucleotides long. RefSeq names its product calcium-binding allergen Ole e 8-like. Lineage: Eukaryota; Viridiplantae; Streptophyta; Magnoliopsida; Fabales; Fabaceae. The record is from RefSeq and is a predicted model, not a curated record. The coding region runs from base 1 to 618 and encodes 205 amino acids. Gene Ontology annotation, molecular function: calcium ion binding. The transcript has a single exon.